Molecule: messenger RNA, 2799 nt
Organism: Rhincodon typus (whale shark)
Lineage: Eukaryota; Metazoa; Chordata; Chondrichthyes; Orectolobiformes; Rhincodontidae
Gene: unc5a
Product: unc-5 netrin receptor A
Exons: 16
Coding region: 1-2799 (932 amino acids)
Biological process (GO): anterior/posterior axon guidance; netrin-activated signaling pathway
Cellular component (GO): membrane
Molecular function (GO): netrin receptor activity; protein binding
Source: RefSeq, a predicted model, not a curated record
AUGCCUCCUCCAGAGUCCCGUUCCGAGCUUUCGCCCUCGCCAUGCCUCCGCCAGAGUCCCGCUCUUGAUCUGCCCCAUCGUUCUGGCUCACACUCGAUCCGCCAUCACUGCAGAACACAAUCUAUGCGUUCAGCUCCCGCCACAUGGUUGCCAGUUGCGACCCAGCGCCUUCUCAACUCCUUGGAUGCAGAAUACACCAAAACACAAUUUGAAACUGUGGCUUCUUCAGAAUCCUUGCCUCAUUUUCUGGUUGAACCAGAGGAUGUGUACAUUGUAAAAAACAAACCUGUCACCUUGAUCUGCAAAGCAACACCAGCCACACAGAUUUACUUUAAGUGCAAUGGUGAAUGGGUGCAUCAGAUGAACCAUGUAACAGAAGAGACCAUAGAUAAAAUUACAGGACUCCCAGUACUACAAGUUCGAACUGAUAUUUCACGGCAACAAGUAGAGAAGAUGUUUGGCUUAGAAGAAUAUUGGUGCCAAUGUGUGGCCUGGAGUACCACAGGCACUACUAAAAGCCAGAAGGCUUUUGUCCGCAUUGCAUAUCUACGGAAGAAUUUUGAACAAGAACCAUUAGGGAAAGAAGUUCCAUUGGACCAAGAGGUUUUGCUCCAUUGUCGACCUCCAGAGGGUAUUCCAUCAGCAAAAGUGGAAUGGUUGAAGAAUGAAGAAGUGAUUGAUCCAACUCUAGAUCCUAACUUUUACAUCACCAUGGACCAUAAUUUGAUCAUCAAAGAAGCUCGUCUGUCUGACACAGCAAAUUACACGUGUGUGGCAAAGAAUAUAGUUGCCAGACGGAGAAGUGCAACUGCAGCUAUAACAACAUAUGUAAAUGGUGGCUGGUCUACUUGGUCGGAGUGGGAGUCCUGCAGCACUACCUGUGGUAAAGGAUGGCAGAAAAGGACACGCACCUGUACCAGCCCCAGCCCUCAGAAUGGUGGGUCAUUCUGUGAUGGACAGAACAGUCAAAAAAUUGCCUGUACCAUCUUAUGCCCAGUAGAUGGAAGUUGGACUGAAUGGAGCAAAUGGUCAGCAUGUGGAACAGAAUGCACACAUUGGAGAAAUAGAGAAUGUUCGGAACCAGCACCAAGAAACGGUGGGAAGGAAUGUGAUGGACUUGUUAUGGAGUCAGAAAAUUGCACAAAUGGUUUAUGUCCACAAGCUUCAACAGUACCUGGUGAUGUUGCACUGUACACCGGUGUUGUGGCCGUAGCCGUAUGUCUAACCUUACUGCUGGUUGUGGUAAUCCUCGUAUAUCGGAAAAAACAGCAAGAUUUUGAUUCUGAUGUAACUGACUCUUCAAUUUUAACAACAGGAUUUCAACCUGUGAACAUUAAAACACCAAAACAAGAUAACUCCCAUUUGCUUACAAUUCAGCCUGACCUCACAAGCACAUCAGCAUACCAAGGCUCAAUCCGUUCACGACAGGAUAUCUCCGACAAGAUUCCAAUGACUAACUCUCCCCUUCUGGACCGACUUGCAAAUGAAAGAAAUACAUUACGCAAUGGUACAGUACAUUCUGACACUUCAAACCUUAUGGCAAGACUCUCAAUGCAGAUGAACAACAAAUCAUUAUUGAGGGAUGCUUCAAAUACCGCAUUUGGAACAUUUAAUUUUUUAGGUGGCCGCCUUACCAUUCCAAACAGAGGGAUUAGUUUACUGAUUCCACCAGAAGCUAUUCCUCGAGGCAAGAUCUAUGAACUAUAUCUUACAGUUCACAAAAAAGAAGAUUUGAGGUUACCUCUAGCAGGAUGCCAGACCCUGCUCAGUCCAGUUGUAAGCUGUGGGCCUCCAGGUGUCCUGCUCACUGGGCCAGUCAUCCUUAGCAUUCAACAUUGUGCAGAAGGAAAUCUGGAGAACUGGUCUAUAAAGCUGAAGAAACAAUCGCCUCAAGGAAACUGGGAGGAAGUGUUACAUCUAGGGAAAGAAAUUCCUUCCAAUCCUUAUUAUUGCCAGCUUGAUGGUCAAAUGUCCCAUAUAUUUACUGAGACACUGGGCAAAUACACCCUAGUUGGUGAAUCACUGAAUGUGACUGCAGCAAAGCGCCUGAGGCUAGUUCUGUUUGCACCAGGAAUAUGUACAUCACUGGAGUAUAGCAUACGGAUCUAUUGUCUGGAAGAUACUCAAAACGCAUUUAAGGAAGUGAUGCAACUGGAGAAACACCUUGGAGGGCAACUGUUAGAUGAGCCGAAGGUUCUUCACUUUAAAGACAGCUAUCAUAACUUACGACUUUCUAUACAUGAUAUCCAAAAAUCUCUCUGGACAAGUAAGCUGCUGGACAGCUAUCAGGAAAUUCCAUUUUAUCACAUUUGGAAUGGCUGUCAAAGAAACCUGCAUUGUACCUUCACUCUUGAACGGUACAGUCUGUCCACAACUGAACUCAAUGGUAAAAUUUGGGUUUGGCAAGUUGAAGGAGAAGGGCAAAGUUUUCACAUUCAUUUCAACUUUCUGAAGGAUGUGAAGCAGGCAGACUUUCAAUAUAUGGAGCCAAACCAUUGUGGCACAUCUUUAGCAGGACCUUGUGCUUUUAAAAUUCCUUAUCUGAUCCGACAGAAGAUUUGUAGCAGUCUGGAUAUUCCAAAUUCAAGAGGAAGUGACUGGAGAAUGCUGGCAUAUAAAUUGAAAUUAGACCGAUAUCUCACUUACUUUGCAUCUAAAGCUAGUCCGACCUCCGUGAUUCUUGAUUUAUGGGAAGCUCAGCACUUUCAUAAUGGCAACCUGAACCAUCUUGCCAUGAUCAUGGCAGAAAUGGGAAAGCAAGAACCAAUGAUAUUUGUUGUAUCAGAAGCAGAAUGCUGA